Messenger RNA from Castor canadensis (American beaver), 3586 nucleotides. RefSeq names its product kelch like family member 32 (gene Klhl32). The record is from RefSeq and is a predicted model, not a curated record. Gene Ontology annotation, molecular function: protein binding. Lineage: Eukaryota; Metazoa; Chordata; Mammalia; Rodentia; Castoridae.
ACACACACACACACACACACACACACACACACACACACACACACACACACACACACACACACUAGCGCGCUUCUUCAUCACUACUGCAUCCCCAACCCGGCAGAGCGAAGCCACUGCAGUUUCUCGUAACCCCAUCAUCGUGGGGCGAAGCAGAGCCAUUGUGCAUCAGGCAGAACCCGGUGCCUGUGCUGCCGCCUUGGGUACAAAACCCAGCAGACCGCUCACCCAUCGGCUGGAAUGCUUGCUGAUUCUUCUGCAAACUUCUAAGACUGAAACCCCAAGGAACCCAGCUGGAGAAUGCCAUCUGAACGCUGCUUCAGUAUCCAAGAAAUGCUGACAGGCCAGAGGCUCUGCCACUCGGAAUCUCACAACGACAGCGUCCUGGCAGCGCUGAAUCAGCAAAGAAGUGAUGGCAUCCUUUGUGAUGUCACCCUGAUUGCUGAGGAACAGAAAUUCCAUGCUCACAAGGCAGUCCUAGCAGCAUGCAGCGACUAUUUCCGGGCAAUGUUCAGUCUUUGUAUGGUGGAAAGUGGAGCUGAUGAAGUGAAUUUACAUGGUGUGACCAGUCUGGGAUUAAAGCAGGCUCUGGAGUUUGCAUACACAGGACAGAUUUUGUUGGAGCCAGGAGUGAUCCAGGAUGUGUUGGCAGCUGGCAGUCACCUACAGCUGUUGGAGCUUCUCAAUUUAUGUUCCCACUAUCUUAUCCAGGAACUAAAUAGCUUUAAUUACUUGGAUCUGUACAGACUUGCUGACCUCUUUAACCUCACUUUGUUGGAGAAAGCAGUGAUCGAUUUCUUAGUGAAACAUCUCUCUGAACUUCUGAAGAGCCGCCCGGAGGACGUUCUCACACUUCCUUACUGCCUGCUUCAGGAGGUCCUGAAGAGCGACCGCCUGACCUCCCUGAGUGAAGAGCAGAUAUGGCAGCUAGCUGUGCGGUGGUUGGAACACAACUGCCAUUACCAGUACAUGGAUGAGCUCCUGCAAUACAUCCGCUUUGGCCUAAUGGAUGUGGAUACGCUCCAUACGGUUGCCCUGUCCCACCCCCUCGUCCAAGCAAGUGAGACUGCAACAGCCCUUGUCAACGAGGCCCUGGAAUACCAUCAGAGCAUCUAUGCACAGCCUGUCUGGCAGACCUGCAGGACCAAACCACGUUUCCAGUCAGACACUCUAUAUAUCAUUGGUGGGAAAAAGCGUGAGGUCUGUAAAGUCAGAGAACUUCGUUACUUCAAUCCCGUUGAUCAGGAAAAUGCUCUCAUAGCUGCCAUUGCCAACUGGAGUGAGUUGGCUCCCAUGCCCGUGGGAAGGAGCCACCACUGUGUGGCUGUCAUGGGGGACUUCCUGUUUGUAGCAGGAGGGGAAGUAGAGCAUGCUAGUGGGAGGACAUGUGCAGUGAGGACUGCCUGUCGCUAUGACCCUCGCAGUAACUCCUGGGCAGAGAUCGCUCCCAUGAAAAACUGCCGGGAGCAUUUUGUGCUGGGCGCCAUGGAUGAAUACCUCUAUGCAGUUGGGGGCAGAAAUGAGCUGCGCCAGGUGCUGCCUACAGUUGAACGAUACUGCCCCAAGAAGAAUAAAUGGACUUUUGUGCAGUCCUUUGACCGAUCCCUUUCAUGUCAUGCUGGAUAUGUGGCUGAUGGUCUUCUUUGGAUAUCAGGUGGAGUAACUAACACAGCACAAUAUCAGAACAGAUUAAUGGUAUAUGAACCUAACCAGAAUAAGUGGAUAAGCCGCAGCCCCAUGCUGCAGAGAAGGGUCUACCAUUCCAUGGCUGCUGUCCAAAGGAAGCUUUAUGUUCUUGGAGGCAAUGACCUAGACUACAAUAAUGACCGGAUCCUCGUGCGCCAUAUCGAUUCUUAUAACAUUGACACUGACCAGUGGACGCGUUGUAAUUUCAACCUGUUGACUGGCCAGAAUGAAUCUGGAGUUGCUGUCCAUAAUGGGAGAAUAUAUUUAGUUGGUGGAUAUUCAAUUUGGACAAAUGAGCCUCUGGCUUGUAUCCAGGUAUUAGAUGUAAGUAGAGAAGGCAAAGAAGAAGUAUUCUAUGGACCCACACUACCUUUUGCUUCCAAUGGAAUAGCAGCAUGCUUCCUUCCAGCCCCGUAUUUCACAUGUCCUAACCUUCAAACUCUUCAAGUGCCUCAUCACAGGAUUGGCACCAUCUGAAAAGCCAAUACUUUGUUAAAUAAUCAUCAUGAAUAGAGGAAAAACACAAACUUGAUUUUUGGAUAAUGGGAAUGAAAAUUCUCAGUUUAAGGUUUCCUUGUCUUGUUUUAUAGGUCUUAUAUUCAGAUAAAUAUUAGCACAAAAUGAACAAUUUUCUAACAUAUAUUACUGAGAACUUUUGUCACUCUUCUCUGUCAACCUACAAUAUGUAUGACUUUUUCUGUGGUGUAGUUUAGUGCCAACUUCACAGCACAUUAUUGUUCCAUGGGUCUUAAGCAUUCUUGUACACAUUUCCUAACCAGUGCUAAGAAAAUAUGACACUGUUAGCAAGGCAAUGUUUCACACAAUGUCAUCAGUGAUCUUGAAAUCUUCUGUACUUACUCUCUUUACUACUUAAACACUGGGUUGUAAUCUUUCUUUUCAAAAUUUAAAAUGCAGUCCUGCUCAAUAGAUUCAGCAUUAUGACAACAUAAAUUUUUAAGUGUCAUAUUUUAUUUAAGGUGAUUCAAAUAAUAGAAGUUGAAAAACCUAGGUUUUUCCACCUUAGUUAUUUCGACCUUUUGUCAGAACUUUAUAGUGCUUUAGUUUUCCUAUCUUUAAAUAACUACUGACUUCCACAUUCAUUUAGAAAAAACAUUAUGAAAAUUAGGCAAAUACUCGAACUAUGCUUAACAAAAAAUGUUACUCAAAUUAUAAGCUAUUUUAGUGUUUAGAACCAUGUAACUGAAAUCAGAUUAUUUUUAAGUUUAUAAAUUACUAGAUAGAACUUGGAAAACAUGCUGUGGGACAAAUGAUUAUGAAAAGGCUGUGGGCGAAAAAAUGCCCUUCCCAACCAGAAAAAAGGGCAUUUACCAUCACCAAAGAUACCAAAACUUGUACAAAUCCUUGCCUCAAAUAAGAGCUCUCUUAAACGUCUCAUCUUAAAUCACUUAGUGAACAAUAAAAGUUAAAGCUAAAAACUUAGUUGUACUAAUUGCGGUACCAUAAAGUGCUCUCACAUAAAUCUAAGCCUAGAAUUGGCAGUUCCAAUAAAAGUUUUCCACUUUGUUAAAGGUUAUGUCAAUCUUGAGCGCUUGUGGGAUUCUUUACCACUACUAAUACAUAUUUUAUUACUACCGCUUUUAAUAAUACAUAAGAAUUCUUUUUUAGGCUAGGUUUUUGGGUUUGCUUUGUCUAUAACAAAAAUAAAUAAAGCAACUUAAUCACAUUGGAACACAAACUCAACAAGUAUAAUGUGAAUUUCUUUAUUUCUAAUCUCACUAGGACUUAAGGUCAUCUUUAUGAAAAGAAAAAUUUUGCUCUGACUUGUCAUUUCAGCAGUUUAAUCAUUCAGCCUUUCCUCUCCUAUAGGAAAUUGUCAUCUUAUUUGUAUAACUAUUUUCAGUAAUUAAAAGUGAGUGAAAAAAGAUUUUUAUUUUUUUGAAAC